GACCGCUGAGUCAAACUUUACAGAUUUGCCCCGCCAUUAUUUCAAACCACCCCUCUAUCCGCUUCCCGACUACGCUCACCACCGCCACGGCUCACAACAGAAGACGUUGUGUCAAAAUCCAAAAGCUACGUAGAAGCAACGGUUUUUUGGGGGGGAGGUUUUUUCUUUUUCACCCUCUAAAUCUAUCAAAAGCUCAUAAAAAAUGUCUUUGGACCCCUUCGACGACGUCCUUACCCUCGAGGACCAAUUCUUCGCCGAGGGCUACCGCCAAGGCACCGAGGAUGGCAUCCAGGCCGGCAAGAUCGAGGGUCGCUCCGUCGGCCUGGCAAAGGGCUAUGAAAAGUUUCUCGAGAGCGGCAGGAUACACGGCCGCUCCGUCGUGUGGGCAAACCGGCUGUCCCUGCCGCAAAAGAGCGGCGCCGCAAACCCUUCAAACUCUUCGUCACAAUCACCACGAGACCCCGCGGGGGCGCCACGGCGGCAAGAGGCAUGCUCCCUGCCGCCGCUGGCGAGCAAUACGAGGCUCGAGAAGAACGUCACGGCGGCAUUCGCGCUCGUCGAGCCGGACACGCUGGCCAGGGAGAACAGCGACGAGGCCGUCAACGACUUUGACGACAGGCUCAAGAGGGCGCAGGGCAAGGUCAAGAUCAUCGAGCGCAUGACGGGCGAGGCGGCUGCCGAUUCAAAGGUAGCGGAGGCCAAAGAGGUAUGAAAGGGGGGAUGCAUCUGGAAAGCAUGGGACGGUGUUGUCAAGGAUCGUCGGGCUUUACCCACGAAUGGAUGGUUAGGAUUAAGAAGGGCCGAAAUACCCACCGGGUGAAUAGGCUAGAGACAGCAAGACAUAAAUACUCCUUAGACUCAGGAUUUGAAGAAGUAAAACGUAUAAUGGAAUCUAGUGCCCUUCAUAUUUACAUUCGCCCUUCCCUCCUGUACAGCCAGAAAAAAACCCGCAUGUCCUAUGCUUACGCAAAAGUCCGGCAGGGGUAGCUGUUACAUAUCAUAUUAGCAAAGGCCGUUGUCACCAAACCAUGAACAAUAAAAAAGAUACCGCGCCAGAAGAAACUCACUUCUCGCCGUAGGUUUGUUCCUC
Molecule: messenger RNA, 1090 nt
Organism: Colletotrichum navitas
Lineage: Eukaryota; Fungi; Ascomycota; Sordariomycetes; Glomerellales; Glomerellaceae
Exons: 1
Coding region: 203-712 (169 amino acids)
Source: RefSeq, a predicted model, not a curated record